Messenger RNA from Cricetulus griseus (Chinese hamster), 2139 nucleotides. The record is from RefSeq and is a predicted model, not a curated record. NCBI's taxonomy places the organism in Eukaryota, Metazoa, Chordata, Mammalia, Rodentia, Cricetidae.
UGGCGUUAUGUCUCAUCGGAGGUGGUCACUCCUCGGAAGGUGACCUACCAUGGCAAGGGAUUUCAAGCACCCGGAAGGCUCUCCUACAGCUUGCGGUUUAGAGGCCAGAGACAUAUCAUCCACAUGCGAAGAAAGACACUCAUUUGGCCCAGACACUUGCUGCUGACGACUCAGGAUGACCAAGGAGCCCUACAGAUGGAUUUUCCUUUUUUCCCUGUAGAUUGUUACUAUGUUGGCUUCCUGGAGGAGAUCCCCCAAUCUACGGUCACUUUGGAUACUUGUUCUGGGGGUCUGAAUGGGGUAGUCAUGUUCGAUGACCUUGCCUAUGAAAUCAAACCCCUCAGUGAUUCACACAGGUUUGAGCAUGUUAUUUCUCAGGUAGUAGCUGAUUCUGGCGCAGUGGGGCCUAUGAACAAAGGAAAGCCCAUGGAGCAUAACACGGACCCUGUCUUCUCUGGAACAAAUUCCAGUGUGGCUCCCAGAAUUUCUAGUAGAGACUACGCUUCCCAUCCUGCUGCUAUAAAAGGACAUUUUCAAGCAACCAGUGAAGUUCUUAAGAAAGCACGGUAUAAUGUUUCAAGGUGUGCACAUUAUUUGUUUUCGGUAGCCAGUUUAAUGGACACCUAUUUCAACAGCAUUCAUGUGAGGUACUAUGUUAUUCUCCUAACUGUGUAUACAUGGAGAAAUCCAUUUAGGCAUGAUUACAACCUGCAAAAUGGUGAGGCUCUCCGUUACUAUAAGAGCAACUUUUUUAAUAAUAUAAGGCCUGAUACAUCAAAUAUAAUUAAUGAAUAUGGGCCAGAUGAUCAUGUCGUUGUUCCAAUUGCAAAUAGUAUAUGUACUGGCGAUGCCCUAAACCCUGUUGGUCAAAAUGACAGAUAUUAUGUAUAUGUGUCUGUGGUAGUAACCACUCGUGUUGGGAUUAUUGUAGGUCUAAAAUUUGAUGAUGAGAAGCACUGUUUUUGUCAGAGAAGAUCAACCUGCGUUAUGUUCAAGAAUCCUGGGCUAACAGAUGCUUUCAGCAAUUGUUCCAUCUCAGAGCUAAACAAAAUAGUCAAUACCCCCGGUCAGGCAUCCUGUCUUUUCUAUGACCAUCAUUUUUAUUAUAACAGAUCAUACACCUAUUCUGUUUGUGGAAACUCCGUAAUAGAUGAAGGGGAGCAAUGUGACUGUGGUUCAAACAAGGCUUGUUAUGUAAAUCCAUGCUGUGGGAAUGAUUGCAAAUAUUCACGUGAUAGCAUUUGUGAUGAACAAUUAUGCUGUGCAAACUGCACCUAUAGUCCUCCUGGGACGCUUUGCAGAAGCGUCCAGAACGUAUGUGAUCUUCCGGAGUACUGUAGCGGGAGUGCAGUCACUUGCCCAAAUGACUUUUAUCUGCAGGAUGGAACACCAUGCUCAGAAGAGGGGUACUGCUAUGCAGGAAACUGCACCGAUCGCAGUGUACAUUGCAAGAAAAUCUUUGGUGCAGGUGUUCAAGCGGGUAGUGAAAAGUGCUAUGAAAUCAAUAAGGAAAAGUUCCGGUUUGGACAUUGUUAUAGAUCUCCCGAAAGCCUCGAAUUCACAGCUUGCUCUGAUCAAGAUAAGAUGUGCGGAAGGUUGCAAUGUACCAAUGUCACCUACCUUCCACGCUUGCAGGAUCACGUUUCAUUCCAUCAGUCAGAUAUUUCUGGCUUUUCCUGUUUUGGGCUCGAUGAACAUCGGGGAACAGGAAGAACAGAUGUGGGACAUGUGAGAUAUGGCACUCAGUGUUCCAAAAGUAAUUUCUGUGACCGAGGGUCUUGCAACGGCUCUGUAACUGGACUCAAUUAUGACUGCACCCCAGAAAAGUGCAAUUUUAGAGGAGUAUGCAAUAAUCUUCGGCAUUGCCAUUGUCAUUUAGGUUGGGAGCCUCCACACUGUGUAGGAGAAGGAUUUGGAGGGAGUUUAGAUGGCGGACACCUUCUACCUAACAUGCGCACAAUAAGACAGAGCAAAGAACCAAUAGUAUAUUUAAGAUUGGUCUUUGGUCGUAUUUACCUCUUCAUUGCCUCACUGCUCUUUGGAGUGGCCUUUCGUGUUUGCUUUACUAAGAUUAUCAAGUAUGAAGUUUGGAAGGCAUCUGUUUUACUUCAUUUACAGCAACAAGGGCCAAUGCCCUGA